ACGUUGUCUCAGUUUGUUGUUUUUUUCGGGGGGUUUUGUGUGUUUUACAACAACAUCAACAACCACUGAAAAAAACAACAGCAACAACAGCAAAUCAUAGUCAAAUGGGAAUUAAUUUUUCCCCAACUGAAGUAUAAAAGCGCACAACUAGCAAUGGGACAUGUCUCAUUAGUGUUUAGUAACAGAUCUCGCAAAGAUGUUUGCCAGAAGGAGAUCUUCUUUGUCGCUCGAUAAGUUACCGUGUUUAAAUAUCGCGUUUUUAACGUGUUGCCUUCUCGUUAUCGGCCAUGCGUCUUCCAUGUCUUUAGAUCGUUUGGGAAGACAGUACCAACAACAAAAUGACAAACAAUUAGAAUUUAGUGAAUUUAUGCUGCCCGAGGCAGAAAGUGAAGUGUUGCAAAAUGAUAUGGAAUUAGUGCCAGCCGUCGAUGGUAACAGUGAUAUGUAUUUGUUAGUGCCCGCUGCUCAAGCCAGUCAAGAACAAAAUUUACAAUCUUUAACAGACCUCAAUGAAUCGGAAAAUUCCGGCAAUGUCGAAAGCAAUUCCGAUAUGUUGAUGUUGGAAAGUGAAGAUACACCAGCAAUGCAGAUAUUGGAAUUACCAGAAGAUGUGUUGGAAACUAAAUUAAAUGAAGAUUUAGUGGACAAUAAUGAAUUGGAACAAGAAUCCGAAUCGUCAAACGAAAAUAAGGAACAGACCUCAAACGAUGAGGAACAAGUUUCAGACAGUAUGCUGAAUACCAUUGCUGAGGCAGUUAAAGAAAUUGAGAAUGAAAUUGAAACUGAAUUGGUAGCCAAUGAUGAAACACCCAAAGAGGAAGAGCCUGUCGAGGAAGAAAAUGUCAAACCGGAAGAAGAGAAAAUGUCCAGCGAAGAAUUAACAAUGAAACAUAAAGAUACAGAGACAGAGAAUACUGACACCAGUGAACAAGAACAGGUUGCCGAAAUGGAAAAUAAACCUGAAUCUUUAGAAAACUCCGAACAGGAAAUGAUCGGUGUUGUAAUGGAAGAAUCCAACGACACACCUGCACAAGAAGAACAACAAGAAACCGAAAAAGUUAAUGAAGCUUCGGAAAUGGAUUUACAAGCUGAUGAGUCUGAAUUGCAACCAGCUGUAAUUGAAAUGACCAAUGAGUCUCAAGAACAAAUGGCCCAGGAAAAUGAAAAUAAAAUUGAGGAAACUCAAUCUGAUGAAGACUCUCCUGCUAAUGAAUUGGCUGAAACUAUGGAAGAAGCUGUACAACAACCAGCUGUAGCUGAGUCUCUUCAUGAUGAAUCAGAUCAACAGCAAGAAGAAUCGCAGAUUGUUGAAGAAGAAAUAAAACCUGUGGAUGAAACUGAAAAAGCAGAGCUAUUAGAAGAUGAUGAGCAUAUCAAGAGUGAAGAAUUAGAAACUCCCAUGGUUGUGGAAGAAGAUAAAGCUGAAGCUGAGGUAGAAAUGCAAGCAGAGGAUGAAAAUCCAGCACCAGCUGAGGCUGAAGUACAGGCAGAUGAUGAAAUUCAAGCUCCCGUUAUGGAAGAAACUCAAGCUUCUGAUGAAAUCCAAGCUGUAGAGGAUACUCAAGCUGUUGAAGAAACUCAAGCUGAUGAAGAAACUCAAGCUGUUGAAGAAACUCAAGCUGUCGAGGAAACUCAAGCCGUCGAGGACACUCAAGCUGAUGAUGAAACACAAAUUGCUGAGGAAUCUCAAGUUGUUGAAGAAAUUAAACCUUUAGCUGAUGAGACUGAAACUAAAGUAGAGGAAGUCCAAGCUGAAGAAGCCAAAGAUGAGGACACUCAGGCUGAUGAAACUCAAGCUGAAGAAGUUCAACCUGCAGAUAACCAAGUCGAAGAAACUCAGGCUGAUGAUGAAACUCAAUUAGCUGUAGAGAAUAGCGAUGCUAACAAGGAUGAAACACAAGCUCCUGCCGUAGAAACUCAAACUUCUGAAGAGAUGCCACAAUAUGUUGAGCCAAUGGAAGCUGAAAAUUUGGCAGAAAUUCAAGAUCUUGCAGAAUCACAUAAUGCAGAGGAAUCUCAGGUAGCUGAGGAAUCUCAAGAUCCUGAGGAAGUCCAACAUUCCGAAGAGUUGGUGAACACUGAAGCAGUUAAUGAAGAACAGCCUGCUGAAGAAACUCAAUCUGAUGACGAAGUUCAACAUGUUGAAGAAAUUCAAAUGGCCGCUGAUGAAACUGACAAAGUUGAAGAAGCUCAAUUAACUUCUGAAUCUCAAACUGUUGAAGAAUCUCAUGAAGCUGAGGAAGAAAUUAAACCAGCUGAAGAAACACAAGUAUCAGAAGAACAAUUAGAUGAACAACAAGCUGAUGAAAUUCAACCUGCUGAAGAAGAACCACAAAUUGAAGAAUCUCAACCUGUCCAAGAAACUCAACAAGCUGUCGAAGUGCAAAAUGAUGACGAAGUUCAACAAGUGGAAGACAAUCUAUCAAAUGUAGAACAAGCUCAAAUAGUUGAAGAUGCUCAGCCCAUGGAAGAAGCUCAGCCUAUGGAAGAAGCUCAGCCUAUGGAAGAAGCUCAACCUGUGGAAGAUGUCCAACCUAUGGAAGAAACACAAGCUUUAGAGGAAGCCCAACCUAUGGAAGAAACUCAACUAGUAGAGGAAGCCCAACCUAUGGAAGAAACUCAACUAGUAGAGGAAGCCCAACCCAUGGAAGAAUCUCAACCAAUGGAGGAAGCCCAACCAAUCGAAGAUGCUCAAUCUAUGGAUGAUACUCAGACUGUUGAAGAAGUGCAACCUGCCGAAGAAGUUCAACAAGAUGAAGAAGCUCAAACAGUUGAAGAAAUUCAAUCUGCCGAAGAAUCCCAAAAUGUAGAAAAUAUUCAACCCGCUGCAGAAACCCAAAAUGAUGAAGAAAUUCAAUCUGUUGAAGAUGUCCAGCCAGUAGAAGAAGCUCAAACAGUUGAAGAAGCUCAAGCUGAUGAAGAAACUCAAGUUGCUGAAGAAGCUCAGCCUAUUGAAGAAGCUCAACUUGUUGAAGAAGCACAACAUGAUGAAGAAACUGAAGCUGUAGAGGAAGCUCAACCUGUUGAAGAAGUUCAACAAGAUGAAGAAACUCAAACUGUCGAAGAAGCUCAGCCUGUUGAAGAAGUUCUAGCAGUUGAAGAAAGUCAGCCUGCUGAAGAAACUGAAGCUGUAGAGGAAGCCGUAGAGGAAGCUCAACCUAUUGAAGAAGUUCAACAUGAUGAAGAAAAUCAAAUUGUCGAAGAAGCUCAGCCUGUUGAAGAAAUUCAAGCUGUUGCUCAACCUGUUAAAGAAAUUCAACCAGUAGAACAAAUUCAAGAAGAAGCUCAAUCUAAUGAUGAAACUCAAUCCGAUGAAGAUGCUCAACCCGUUGAAGAUAUCCAAACUGUUGAAGAAGUUCAAACUGUUGAAGAAGUUCAACCUGUUGAAGAAACUAAAGCUGUUGAAGCCGACAAUACCCAAAUGCCUGAGGAACCUCUAGCUGAGACACAAAUUUCAACUGAAGAAGAAGAAAUGAAGCCUGUAGAAGAAAUUCAACAAGAUGAAAACGAAAUUCAACCUGAAGCCGAAGAGUUAAAACCAGUUGAAGAAACUGAAUUGCCAAAAGAAGAAGCUCUUAGUGUUGACGAAGUUGAACCCAUUGAAACCAUAGCUGAAGAUACUAAGCCUGUGGAAGAAAGCCAAUCCUUGGAGACUUCACCAGAAGUGGAACAAGCAGAAACCGUGGAAAUUGCUAUGGAACAGCAAGAACCUGAACCUAAGCCCGAAGAAAUGUUAGCCGAUGAACUAACAGUUGAGGAGUCAAACAAACAAGAAGAACAGGAAACUGAAGCAGCUGCUCAACCUGAAGUGUUGGCCGAUGAAGACACUUUACAAAAUGUUGAACCUGCUGAAAUCAUCGAAAACGAACAAGUACAAGAAACAGCUGUUGAAAUCCAAAAGCCUUUAGAAGACAAGGAAAGUGAUAAUAUCUUAAAUGAUGAUACUAAUGAAAGUGAACCCAUUAAAGAAUCCACUUCCAUGCUAACAACUAUUGUGCAAGUACCCACUAAAGAAGAACUGACACAACAGCAACCACAACAAGAACAGCAAGAGCAAGUACAAGAACAACAGCCAGCAGUUGUGGAAAUUGUUAGUUCAACCACUUUGAAACCAUUAAAUGUCUUGGAUAGUGUACUCAACUAUGUCAAUGCUUCCUUUAUGCAUCAAAUGAGCAAUGACAACAUUAAGCAGGAAGUCAAACCAGAACAAGCCUUCAGUUCAAAAUUAAGACGUUACGAUGGUGCUCAAGUCUGGCGUAUUGUAGUACAAAACGACAGAGAGAAGAGAUUGGCCGAUGAACUACAAACCAAAUAUGAUGGACAAUUAUGGAAAGAGGUCAAACAAGAAGUUGACUACUUGUUGAAGCCACAAGUGCUGGCCGAUGCUGAGCGUCAUGUAAGAGCGGCAAACUUAUCGCGCAUUGUGCUCAUUGAUAAUUUACAAAAAGUCAUUGAAGUGGAAAAUCCACCAGCUGAAGAAAUUGCACAAUUGCAAAAUAGAAAGGGACAUCGUUUGACAUGGCAGGCUUACCAUCGUUUGGAAGAUAUUCAUGGUUACUUUGACUAUAUGGCUAAAACCUAUCCUGAUAUCUGUUCGGUAGAAACAAUUGGUUAUUCGCUUGAAAAACGGCCUUUGAAGAUUUUAAAGGUAUCCAAUGGCAAUGCUAACAAUCCUGGUAUUUGGAUCGAUGGUGGUAUGCAUGCUAGAGAAUGGAUCAGUCCUGCUGUUGUUACCUAUGUCACCAAUCAAAUUGUUGAGGGUUGGGAUGAUUUGCCCGCCUACAUGCGUAAUGUCAACUGGUAUAUUCAUGCUGUGGCUAAUCCUGAUGGUUACGAAUACUCUCAUACCACCGAUCGUUUGUGGCGCAAGAAUAUGAGAUCACAUGGUCGUGCCUGUCCUGGUGUUGAUUUGAACCGUAACUUUGGCUAUAAAUGGGGUGGUAAAGGAACAUCGGCUAAUCCCUGUGCCCAGACCUAUAGAGGCAGCAAAGCUUUCUCGGAACCCGAAACUUUCUAUAUUUCCAAAUUCAUUAGUAAUUUCCCUAGAGAAACAUUUAAGGCUUAUCUAUCGUUCCACAGUUAUGGUCAAUACAUUUUGUAUCCUUGGGGUUAUGAUUAUCAUGUUACCAAAGAUAUGGCCGAUUUGGAUUUGGUGGCCAGACAAGCGGGCACGAUCAUUACCAAGAGUACGGGCGUUAAAUAUACUGUAGGCUCCUCGGCUAAUACUUUGUAUCCAGCUGCUGGUGGUUCGGAUGAUUGGGCCAAGGGUAUUGCUGGCAUCAAAUACGCUUACACCAUUGAAAUGGGUGAUACCGGUCGUUAUGGUUUCGUUUUACCCGCCGAACACAUUGAACCCAAUGGCAAAAAUGGCUUAACCUUUGUGGAGACUGUUGCCAAGGCCAUAACCAUGGGCAAAAAUGGUCGUAGACGCAAAUUGAAGGCUCACAAAACCCACUAAACAGAUUAAUUAACGAAAUGCUAGAGUAACUUAAGUGCCAGGAUUUAUACAAAGUAUAAAUCUGAUUUUAGCGAAAAGCCACUUAGUUUUAAGUUUAAUUUAUUUAUUACAAAAUUUAGUUAAAUUAAUUUAUUUAUUGAAUCGAAAGAAAAGAAAAACAAAAGAAACUAUUUAUUUAUUAUAAAUUUAACUUAUUUAUUUCUAAUAUUAAAUUAUUUAUUUAUUUAUUGAAAUUAUUUAUUUAUUUUCCAUGUAGUUUUUAAUGUAAAACACAAAACAAAAAAUAAUUUAAUUUAUUAAACUGCAUUUUUAAUGCAAAAAAUACAUUUAAAAGAUGAACAAAAUAGAAAA
Molecule: messenger RNA, 5809 nt
Organism: Calliphora vicina (urban bluebottle blowfly)
Lineage: Eukaryota; Metazoa; Arthropoda; Insecta; Diptera; Calliphoridae
Product: titin
Exons: 5
Coding region: 197-5458 (1753 amino acids)
Biological process (GO): proteolysis
Molecular function (GO): zinc ion binding; metallocarboxypeptidase activity
Source: RefSeq, a predicted model, not a curated record